Messenger RNA from Vicia faba (fava bean), 1140 nucleotides. Lineage: Eukaryota; Viridiplantae; Streptophyta; Magnoliopsida; Fabales; Fabaceae. The record is from the annotation of a GenBank genome assembly.
AUGGAAUUGGAGCCAUGGGGAGCUCUUGACAUCGACGAUUCCGAUCUCUCCAACUUCCUCCGCCCUUGCAACAACCGCACUUCCCAAACCCUAACCACCGAUCCUCCUCUCAUCCCCGGUCCCGCCGGCGCAGUUCAAGCCGCCGUAAUUCAACGCAGAACCCUAGGAGCAUCCAACCCCAUUCCCACUCAAGAAUUCGUAAGGCGCGUCGUUCAAAACGGGCACAACACCGAUCGCGAUUUCACCUCCAAUCCAUGGCUUUCCGCAUUUCAAUUUCUUCAAUCUUCACAAGUGGAUGUAUCGUCGUUUACUGAUUUGAAAUCGAUCAAGAUGCAUCGUAACGAUGAAGGAAGAGUUUCUCGGGUAGUUGCUGUUAUCAAAUCAUGUAAUCCAAACGGUUUUGGAGACAUGACGGUUACUCUAAAGGAUCCUUCUGGCACUGUUGGUGCUAGUAUUCAUCGCAAAGUCUUCACUGAAGGAGAAUUUAGAAAGGAUAUAACUGUUGGUUCUGUUCUACUUCUCCAAAAUGUGGCUGUGUUUUCUCCUAAUGCUUUUACUUGUUAUCUAAAUAUAACAUUGAGCAACAUAGUCAAGGUAUUUUCCAAGGACAGUGGAUCUCCAUCAGAGCAUAUAUCCAUGAAACAAACUGCUCCCACUAGCACUGCAGAAACACGUGAAAAAUCGUGGAUGCCGUUGAGCAGCGCGUUCUCUCUGUCACAAGUAAGAACUGAUGGAAUCUUGAAUAAUAUCGGACUAGACUCAAGGUUUAGAGAAGUAGCAGAUAAUGGUAGCCAGAGGGAUGAAAUUUUGCCUUUAAGUAGCUGUCAUUUUGACAAUGAAGGUGGUAAGAGCCAAAGAACUGUUUCGAUACAGGAUGGUGCUGGACCUGUUGAAGCAACUUGCAGAGACCAGCUUGAAAGUGAGAUGGAAGAUCAAGAAAACCAUCCUACAUUAGGCAAAGGAGACAAUCUGGUGGGGAUUACUCAAGCCAAUAGUUCUUCAUCCAUCCCGACACAUAUACCAGUUGGUCAAGAAACUGAUGCGGAAAAUCACUUGGAAAGACAGGAGAUCAUGAAUCCAAAAAGCUCAAUUCCACAAUGGACAGAUGAACAACUGGAUGAGCUGUUGGCAUUUGACUGA